AUUUAGAUAUCUAUCAAUAUCGCCUUCUUGCAAUUACUAUGUCUACAACACUCUAUAUAGUUAUUAAUUCCUCUUCUGAGUUUUCUUUAGAGGACACUCAAUACUCUAAAAAAACUGAAAAGCUCAUUAAUAACUCUAAAGAAAGAUCAAAAAAGUGA
This is a messenger RNA of Dentiscutata heterogama, 158 nucleotides long. The record is from the annotation of a GenBank genome assembly. Lineage: Eukaryota; Fungi; Glomeromycota; Glomeromycetes; Diversisporales; Gigasporaceae.